GUUUUCUCACAGAUUCUCUUUGCUACCUGUAUCAUUUUCCUCUCAACGAGAGAUACUUCUCAUAUUAAAUUCAUAAAAAAACACACUGAAUUCAACAGAUGGGUUUGCUAUCCCAGGGAACUCCCUUACCAUUUGAGCAAUCUCAAAAGUACUCUUCCUUGGUUCACCAUCAUGGAAGAAUCCAAUUACUCCAAAUGUUUAAAUCCAACCAAAAUCGGAAUAACAGCCCUUUUUUAUGGGGAGACGAAGUUGAAUAUUUCCUUCUUUUUUUUGAUAAUAAAGAUUACAAUAACAGAAAUGCUUCAUUAAGUAUUGAUAGUGACUACAUUCUCGAUGAACUACAAAACUCCGAUAAAACCACUCAGAGCUUAGAUGUUUCAUUUCAUCCCGAAUAUGGGAGAUUUAUGUUGGAGGCUACUCCUGGAAAUCCCUACAACGGCUCUGUUUUUUCUGAUUUUCUCUACGUUGAGAAGAACAUGAUUUCUCGAAGAAACAUUAUAUUGGACUUCUUAAAUAACAGAAACAUUCCCGGAUACAAAAACUCCAAUAAAGAUGUCUAUCCUUUAACUUUAACUUCUUUCCCAAGGUUGGGUUGUUCCAAUUUUACCUUUCCACAAUCUUCUAAUCACUUGGAUAAAUCAACUGAUGCCGCCAAAUCAUUAUUUGUGAAUAACAAAGUAAUUAAUCGUCAUCCCAGAUUUGCCACUCUCACCAAAAACAUCAGGAACAGAAGAGGUUCAAAAGUUUCGAUAAACAUCCCUUUAUUUAUUGAUCAACACACUAAUUCAUCCACAAUCGAUCAAUCAAUAACGAAUAGGCUGAUAUAUUUUGAAGAUAAUGAGCAUCUCCUAGGUGCUGCCAAACCUAAUCAUAUAUAUAUGGAUGCAAUGGUCUUUGGUAUGGGCUGCUCUUGUCUUCAAAUUACGAUGCAGGCCCCCAACUUAUCUCGGUCUAGAUACCUCUACGACUCCUUAGCUCCACUCACUCCAAUAAUGCUUUCCUUAUCGGCUGCUGCUCCUGUUUUUAGAGGCUUUUUGUCUAAUCAAGACGUGAGAUGGAAUGUCAUCUCCAUGGCUGUCGAUGAUAGAACUCCCAUUGAAAGAGGUGUCAAUCCAUUGGAUUCAAAUCACAAACCAUCCGGUGGUAUCAAUGGAUUGCAAAUCAAUAAUCUAAUCAGAAUUCAGAAAUCAAGAUACGAUUCCAUUGACCAGUAUCUUGGAGGCUCUCCAAACUUCAAGUCUCUCUAUAACGAUAUAAAUUCAGAAAAAGAUUCUUCCACUUUUAACUAUCUAAUACAAAAUGGCUUUGAUCACCAAUUAUCUAGUCACUUUGCUCAUUUAUUCAUAAGAGAUCCAAUUAGCUUGUUUUCUGAAAAGAUAAAACAGGAUGACUCCAUUGAUACUGACCACUUUGAAAAUAUCCAAUCUACCAACUGGCAAACCUUACGUUUCAAACCUCCUUCAACUGUCACAACUGAAGAUGAUUUUUCUAAAUCCCCAGGUUGGAGAGUUGAAUUUAGACCUAUGGAAAUUCAAAUCACAGAUUUCGAAAAUGCUGCUUACUCGGUAUUCAUGAUCUUAGUUGCUAGAGCAAUCUUAAAAUACAAACCAAAUUUUUACAUUCCAAUAUCAAGUAUUGAUGCAAAUAUGAAAUUAGCUCAUAAUGUCAACAGUGCUUUGAACGAAAAAUUCUACUUUCGCAAAGAUCUUACUUUUGAAAAUCUCACUUUUGAUCAAAUGGAAACAACUAAUGGCAGCAAAAAUAUAAAUAAACAACUGUUGAAUGGCUAUGUCAAUCAGAAGACCAAAGAAACUGAUUCAAAUGGUAAUGGUAUCCAUAAAGCCAAUGGGAACACUAUCAAUGGAAAUGGAAUUUGUAAAGCUAAUGGUAUUUUCAAAGCUAAUGGGAAUGGUAUUUGUAAAACUAAUGGAAAUGCUUUAAAUGGUAAUAAAAAUUUCAGCCAUAUACAACAAAAGUACUCCGUUAAUGAAAUCGUUAAUGGAAGUAAAUCGUUCAUUGGUUUAAUCCCGUUUGUCAAACGAUUUUUAAAUGAAGAAUUUGCUCAAGAAAUGAACUCUAAACUGGAAAAAGAUCUUGCUAAUAAAGAAAGAAUUUUCAUGUAUCUUUUGUUGAUAGAAAAGCGUGCAUCAGGAGAAAUACCAACCAUUGCAUCCUAUAUCAGAAACUUUAUCUUGACGCAUAAAGACUAUAAAAAGGACUCAGUAGUUAGUGAAACCAUAAACUACGAUCUUUGUAUGAGAGCGAAAAGCAUAACACAGUUGGAUAAUGAAGAAAUACUAAAUGGGUUUUUUGGGCUUGAUAUCACACAGUUUUUACUUCGUUCAAAAAUAUAGAAUUCUACAAUUUUUGUUAAAUUAAACAUUCAUAGAUUCAAAUACAUCAAUAUUCGCAUUAUAGAUCGUUUUGAUAUGACAGUUUUGGUUUGUGAUUUACACAGUGCACUCUUUCUCCAGUUCUUCCAUAAUCUAAAGUAACAAAAUGGGACACUCUCAGCUUCUUUGGGGUUUGGACGAAAAGCCGCUGGGCAACGCCGGCGGGCAU
This is a messenger RNA of Ascoidea rubescens DSM 1968, 2562 nucleotides long. It is a transcript of the gene GSH1, whose product is annotated as glutamate--cysteine ligase. The transcript has 2 exons. Gene Ontology annotation, molecular function: glutamate-cysteine ligase activity. The record is from RefSeq and is a predicted model, not a curated record. Bases 99 to 2354 code for a protein of 751 amino acids. Gene Ontology annotation, biological process: glutathione biosynthetic process. Lineage: Eukaryota; Fungi; Ascomycota; Saccharomycetes; Ascoideales; Ascoideaceae.